Anguilla rostrata (American eel) is the source of this 4199-nucleotide messenger RNA. Its product is annotated as 5-hydroxytryptamine receptor 1E. Lineage: Eukaryota; Metazoa; Chordata; Actinopteri; Anguilliformes; Anguillidae. Gene Ontology annotation, biological process: adenylate cyclase-activating adrenergic receptor signaling pathway; G protein-coupled dopamine receptor signaling pathway. The record is from RefSeq and is a predicted model, not a curated record. Gene Ontology annotation, molecular function: G protein-coupled serotonin receptor activity; dopamine neurotransmitter receptor activity, coupled via Gs. The transcript is spliced from 2 exons. Bases 401 to 1558 code for a protein of 385 amino acids. Gene Ontology annotation, cellular component: plasma membrane.
UAAACGCUUAUUGACUGAUUCCCCCCUUUCCACUCUGCAGUGAGUCGAUAAGAGCGUGGACAAUACGCUCAGGUGAGCGGCUCUUUUUCUUUUCGCCGUGGAUUAUUCUAAGAUGCCUGCCAGCUCUGUGAAGGAACACCUGAUGAGUGGCUCAGUCCAUAGCCUCAAGAAGGCACGGAACAUUGCUUAUUAUAUCGUGCUAGCUUCAUAAGUCAUAGACGGGAAACAUUUUUUCUUUAAGAGACAUGCAAAUUCGAAAUGGAUUAGACUGAAAUCAUCUCUUUAAAGUACACCAAGGAAAGGCUGACAGAAAGCCCCCACCCAAACCCCCUCAGAAUGCUUGCAUGUCCCCGGGGAGCAUGACAGCUACACAGGAAAGAUGCAGUGAGCCCUGCUUGUGAUGGAUAUGGAGGCUGAGAUAGAGGGGUUCCUGAGGGACAGCUUUGGGGCCCCAAACAUCACAAAUUGCACGGGGUCCCCCGGAGACGGGCUCGGGGCGCGGCUGUCGACCGAGAGGAUGGUAGCGGUGGUCUUCUUGGUGGCGCUGACCCUGUGCACCACCCUGGUGAACGUGGGCGUCAUCACGGCCAUCUGCACCACCCGAAAGCUGCACCUGCCCGCCAACUACCUCAUCUGCUCGCUGGCCGUCACGGACUUCCUGGUGGCGGUGCUGGUGAUGCCGCUCAGCAUCCUGUACAUCGCCAGGGGGACGUGGUCGCUGGGCUGGGUGGUGUGCGAGGCGUGGCUGAGCCUGGACAUGACCUGCUGCACCUGCUCCAUCCUGCACCUGUGCGUGAUCGCGCUGGACCGCUACUGGGCCAUCACCAACGCCAUCGAGUACGCCCGCAAGCGGACCGCCCGCCGGGCCGCCGUCAUGGUGGCUGCCGUCUGGGCCCUGUCCGUCUUCAUCUCCGUGCCGCCGCUCUUCUGGAGGUGGAGGCGGGGCCCUGGUGCCCACGGCCACGCCCACUCCCGCUGCGUCAUCGAGCACGACCACGUCGGCUACACCAUCUACUCCACCUUCGGGGCCUUCUACAUCCCCAUGAGCCUCAUCCUCCUCCUGUACUACCGGAUCUACAGCACCGCCAAGACCCUGUACCAGAAGCGGGGCUCCAGCCGCCACCUGAGCAGCCGGAGCACCGACAGCCAGAACUCGCUGGGCCACUGCCGGGUGGCGCACACCUGCGUGUCGGGCCUGUCCUCCUCCUCCGACCCCGCCCUGGAGUUCGACCGGCUCAACGCCGCCGCCCGCUGCCCGUCCUUCGAGGCGGAGGCGGACGGAGCGUACGAGAAGAGCCAGAUCUGCUCCUCGCGGGAGAGGAAGGCGGCCCGGGUCCUGGGGCUCAUCCUGGGGGCCUUCGUGCUCUGCUGGCUGCCCUUCUUCAUCAAGGAGCUGCUGGUGGGCCUGCGCGUCCUGCACCCCUCGCCCCCUGUGUCUGACCUCCUCACCUGGCUGGGCUACAUCAACUCGCUCGUCAACCCCUUGCUCUACACCAGCUUCAACGAGGACUUCAAGCUCGCCUUUAAGAGGCUGUUCAGGUGUAAGGAGCACGUGUAGAUCUAGUGGAAAAACUGUGACAGGGCUCAGGACAAUCAACAGUUAGGGAACUGGUUAUAUGAUGCAGCUGCAUUCUACUCAAUAUUUUCAUAGUCAAGCUUUCUCUUUUUUUCUUUUGAAGUAAAACUGUCAGUAAAGACUGUUGUUUCCCCAGGGUGACACAUGAAUACAACUCUGUAUAAGCCAGGAAAGUAUUCGGCCUUGAGGCUUGACUAGGAUUUUUUAAAAUACGUAAGCACAAACACACAGUCAAGAAUCCAUUCAAUUUUUUUAAAUUAAAUGCCGAAACUUCUUAGUUAUGUUGUUGUGUGAUAAUGCCUCUAGAUGUUGCUUUUAACAGGAAAUCAUAUUAAUUGCCUCUUAAUUGCCAUUGUUGAUAUCAGGCAGGGGUCAUGCUAAUGGUUUUCAAUGGCACUGAAGUCACUAUCAUUAAUAUAUCAAGCUCAUUACUCAUAUACUUUUAAUUUCUCAUAAUAAUUUGUACGCUGCCAUUUGGCUUAAUUUUAUCUCUUAUCGUUUAUCUUUUUUUACAUUUGUGAAAAUAAAUUAAUAAAAGCAUUUGCAUAAUGUUCUUAAUGCAAAAGAAGAGUUACAAAAUUCUAAUGACAUCAUUAUUAGACAUGCAAAACCACAUUUCAUAAUGUCUUGAAUCACUGAAUCUUUUAAAAUAGCAGUUUUGCCUGAACAAUAACUGAUAUAUUAAACAUUAGUCACUGAAACAAAAUUUGAUGUGCCAUUGAUUAAUCAUUCCAACAACCUGUGCACUCAGGAAUAAUCAAACAUGCGAUUCAUUUUUUGAAAUUUAUGUAAAUCAUUGAAUCGAAUCUGAAUGAUAAAUUAUGAAUGAUUAUACAAGAAUUUAACAGCAAGGUUGCUCCAGUGGAUUUACUUGAUCAUUUACAUUUAGCCACAUGUUUUCAUCAAGAUCAUAUGAUAUGUCUUCAUCUGGGAAAAGAUGGGAGUAGUCUCCUUGCAUCUUUGGGAAAAUGUUCUUGCAUGAGACUUUAAUUCUUAAUCCCUGGUGUGACAUCAUAACACGCUUCAUGCAUUGCCUGAUGUCGUUGCUAUCAUAUACCUAUCUCGUCUAGGUGGAGGAAACUUCCGUAGAGGUAAGCAAUGCAGAGGAAUGGAUCAUAGCCAGCUUGUGUUUGCUUUAACAUGGAAGUAUUUAUUACAAAAGAAGUAGGACCAAGUAAAGUUGUCAGGUUAUUAUUGCUACUUCUGUCAAACUACAGGUUAACUGAGACUGAUAUUGCUAUAACUGUUUGCUUGUCUUUAGGUUUUGAAAAUAAUUAGUACAUGUAAUUUAUGGUCAGUGUACCUCAGAAAUAUGCUGUAAAACCAGACUACGCUGCACAUUCCAUGUUAACUUGCAAGUUCUCUGAAGAUAUGUCCCAGUGACAGAAGCUACUAUUAAUAUCUGCAGGGUCACUUGGACAACCAGCCAAGCCACUCAUGUUUAUUUCUUUGUUCACGGCGUGACCAACAAAUCAGGCUCAAAGUUCACAAUUGCACUUUAAGUGCACUUUAAGUGAUGUUGGCUCAGUGCAUGGAGCCGUAAUUCCCUCAGCAUCCAUGUCCAUGCCUAAGCCCAGCACGUCGUUGUAAAGUCUGCUCUAUGCCGUCAGACUCUGCCAUCUCCCUUGCAGCCUUUCAUAUUGCAUUAAGAACAUUAUACAUUACAUCUUCUUCCAUGCUCAGAAGUAAAUGCAAUUAUCACUGAUAAGAGGUUUGUCUUAGCCAAAGUUAUCAGAGUGUAGAAUUUUGGAAACAUAAUUGUGGGGAAAGGGAAUUUGCUAAAUGCACUUGUAUACAUUAUAUUUCCAUUUUUAGUGAGCGUUUUCAACUGAAUUUGGGGCUUUGUGGUGAAGGAUUUGAAAAGGCAUACUGUUGCAUAAAAUGUGUUUUGAAAAUAAAAAGAAUGAGGCAAGCAUAAGAAAUGGAACAUCAGAAAUCAUCCUUGAAACGUUUGCUGAAAUAGAAGUAGUUGCAUGACACAGAUAGCUCAGAAUGGCUUUUUGGUACUUGUGGGACAGAAAACAUGCUGAUCUGUGGCAGUUGUGUCAAUAGCAACACUCAAUCCAGGAUAUAAAGGAUGUAACAGUGCAGCUGAUCAUUGUCAAAAAGGAAAAAAGCACUGAGCCAGGUUUCUUAUUGAUUGGUGGUCAUAUUUCCAGCUCAUAAAGAUAGGAUUCAUCAUUAAAUGUGGUAGGUGUCCUGUUUUUAAAUCAAAAAACAUGUUUGCUUUUCCUCAGUAAUAAUGGAGGCCUUUAUGACCAGCAAUGUCUAUGAAAUUUCAAUUCUUAUCAAAGAUAAAACAUAGCACUGAAUCCCUUAUUUUAUUCUGUGUGCUCAAUCAUUCAAAGAUAUUUUCAAACAUCCAGAAAAUGUCCAACAAGCUACAUUCCUGGGAGCUUCCAUGUUACUCAUGUUCACACUUAUUGUAAAGCAUUUUUCCUUUAUUGUUUAUGGUAAUAUUAUUUCUUCAAUGUAACAUAUUAUGAUUUAAAUUUUCUAAACUCUUCAGAAGAGAAGUGCCUCGUCCAAAACAUUGUUUUCAGUAUAUAUUAGACAAAAAGCUGUCUCAUAGGCAGACUUACUUCCUGUUAUUUGGGAUUUUUGAGUGAACAAGUUUAUUAUU